Messenger RNA from Cinclus cinclus, 1341 nucleotides. RefSeq names its product docking protein 3 (gene DOK3). Gene Ontology annotation, cellular component: cytoplasm. The record is from RefSeq and is a predicted model, not a curated record. NCBI's taxonomy places the organism in Eukaryota, Metazoa, Chordata, Aves, Passeriformes, Cinclidae. The coding region runs from base 9 to 1340 and encodes 443 amino acids. Gene Ontology annotation, biological process: cell surface receptor protein tyrosine kinase signaling pathway; positive regulation of MAPK cascade. The transcript is spliced from 5 exons.
CUGGGCCCAUGGAGAGACCAGUGAAGGAUGGGAUCCUCUAUGUGCAGCACACCAAAUUUGGAAAGAGGUCCUGGAGGAAGAUGCGAGCCCAGCUGUUCGCCGCCAGCCCAUCUGGCGUGGCCCGCAUGGAGAAGUUUGAUGUGCGGGAUGAUGGCACGAUCCCAGAGAAGAUGUCCUUGCAGCGGUGUGCCCGCCGGGUGAUUCGCCUCUCUGACUGUGUCUCUGUGGGCCCAGCAGGCACACAGAGCUGUCCCAAAGCCACCGCUGCCUUCUACCUCACCACCACAGAGAAAAGCUAUGUGCUGGCAGCCGAGCAGCGUGAUGAAUGGAUCACCCAGCUCUGCCAGCUGGCCUUCCAGGGUGCAAAAGAGACAGUGCCAAGUAGUGCCAGGACCCAGCCUGGCUCCGUUGUCCCCAUGGAGGAGAACUCCCUCUACUCAUCCUGGCAGGACUUGACUGAAUUCUUGGUGCUGGUGGUCCAGACAGACGCAGCCACCCGCUGUGGGCUGCACGGGCACUACCUGCUCUCGGCCCUUCCCCAGAGCCUGACACUGAAGGACCCCCAGUCCCAUCAGCCCCUGCUCACCUGGCCCUACCCCUUCCUUCGCAAGUUUGGCCAGGAUCAGGCUGUCUUCUCCUUUGAGGCCGGCCGCCGCAGUGAUUCCGGCGAGGGCACUUUCACCUUCAGCACCCCACGGGCCCCUGAGCUCUGCCGGGCUGUGGCUGCUGCCAUUGCCUGCCAGCAGAAGGGCAAGGACACCCCGGACCCCAGACUCUUCUGUGUCUCAGACCCCCAGCUCUUUGCACAGGGUCUUGAGCCCCAGCCCUGGGAGCCUGGGAAUGAGGAUCCCCAGCCCAGUCUAGCCCUGGGGGGGACACAGCCUGCCUCUCACCCCCCUGCCAACCCCAUCCGCUUCAACCCACCAGAGCCAGAAGGCUCGUGCCCCAUUGUCUAUGCCUCCAUUGCCCGGGGCCAGCAGCCCCUCUUUGUGCCAGGACAGCCAGGCUCUGGUGAGCCAUGGGCUGUGGGGAAGCUGUUCCCUGAGCAUCUCUACGAGAACAUCUUCACUGCAGAACCACAUCCAUCUGGGGCCCAAGAAGAGGAGGAGGAAGGGCAGUGGGAGCUGGGCUGCCGAGAGGCCCCCGAGGGCCACAGCAGUGAGGGGGGGCCCCUCUAUGACAACAGGGCCGCCAUGGCCCAGAGCACCCGGGCCACAGGCUGGGGACGCAGAGGGCAGGAGGCGCUGUCAGGGCGCUCGGGGCACAAACCUCACAGCCUUCGGGCCAAGCUGGUGCGGCUGCUGAGCCGGGAGAGCCCCGGAGCGCGGGACUGGGCUUGAU